Messenger RNA from Drosophila gunungcola (fruit fly), 3401 nucleotides. RefSeq names its product E3 ubiquitin-protein ligase RNF181 homolog. Gene Ontology annotation, molecular function: ATP binding; protein serine/threonine kinase activity; protein serine/threonine kinase activator activity. The coding region runs from base 226 to 2340 and encodes 704 amino acids. The transcript is spliced from 2 exons. Lineage: Eukaryota; Metazoa; Arthropoda; Insecta; Diptera; Drosophilidae. Gene Ontology annotation, biological process: protein phosphorylation. The record is from RefSeq and is a predicted model, not a curated record.
UUCAGUCGAAUUUGUGAUUUUCGCGCUGGAGGAGCGUCCCCAUUCAGCGAUCGCGAGCAAUGCGAUUUAGAACUGCAAUCGGAUCGAAAUCCAAUCGCAGUUUCGUUGAUAACUCAACUCAGUUCAUUCUCAAGUGUCGCGUGUGAAGGAAUCUACAGCAACAUCUCAACCCAGAAACUAUAAAACAGAAAAGUACCAAAUUGUAGAGAGUGACAACCAGUUAAAAUGCAGUUACUAAAUUUAGUGUGCCUCAAGCAAAAGGUGGCACACAUCGCCAACAACAACAACCAAAACCAAGGCAAAGAAUCCCACGAAAGAGAUCCGAAGGAUACAGGAAUCUUCGGUUGCUUUGCCAAGAAGGAAGAGCAGCAGCAGAAUCCCAAAAAGAAACAGUCAGAAGAACCCAGAGAGAGUUCCAACUCGGGCAGCUAUAAAGUGCAGCAAAAAGAGCAGGAAGAACAGAGGGAAACCGACAAGGAGUAUCCAGCUGUUUACCGCCAGCAGGACGAGGAGUUUCAUCCGAUAAUAAAGGAGGAGCCCCAGAAAGCCCCACCAAUAUUCAAGCAACCACGUCCGCGAACUACACCGAGAUCGCAAAGUCAGCCGGCUAUAAACAACCGACGACGUCCAGGAACUCCGCCGCCACACACAACCGCUGCUGGAAACGGAACUGGAAGCAGGAGCAUGACCUCCAUACCCGCCAAUUUGUCCAGCAACAAUGUGGCUGGAGCAGCAACUUUACCAGGAGCCGCGGCUCCGCCAGAGAAGCAGCCAUGGCCCAACUCCAAGGAUGAUUACGAGCUGAGAGAUGUGAUUGGUGUGGGUGCCACAGCCGUUGUCCAUGGCGCGUAUUGUAUUCCAAGGAACGAGAAGUGUGCCAUUAAGCGCAUCAACCUGGAGAAGUGGAAUACGUCGAUGGAUGAGCUGCUCAAGGAGAUUCAGGCCAUGUCCUCUUGCUUUCAUGAGAACGUUGUGACCUAUCACACCUCGUUUGUGGUAAGGGAAGAGCUAUGGUUGGUCCUGAGACUCCUGGAAGGUGGUUCGCUGCUGGACAUUAUCAAGCACAAGAUGAGAACGUCCAAUUGCAAGCAGGGGGUCUUCGAUGAAGCCACCAUAGCCACGGUACUCAAGGAAGUCCUCAAGGGAUUGGAGUACUUUCACUCCAAUGGGCAAAUUCACCGAGAUAUCAAGGCGGGAAAUAUCCUGAUAGGUGAUGAUGGCACCAUCCAAAUAGCUGACUUUGGUGUCAGUGCUUGGCUGGCCACUGGCAGGGACCUGUCGAGGCAGAAAGUUCGCCACACCUUUGUGGGCACGCCCUGUUGGAUGGCUCCCGAGGUGAUGGAGCAAGAUCAUGGCUACGAUUUCAAGGCGGACAUUUGGUCAUUUGGGAUAACAGCGAUCGAAAUGGCCACGGGCACGGCGCCCUAUCACAAAUACCCGCCCAUGAAGGUGCUAAUGCUUACACUGCAAAACGAUCCGCCCACUUUGGACACCGGUGCGGAUGAUAAGGAUCAGUAUAAGGCCUACGGCAAGACAUUCCGUAAGAUGAUCGUCGAGUGUUUGCAAAAGGAGCCAUCGAAACGGCCCACGGCUAGUGAGCUACUGAAGCAUGCCUUCUUCAAAAAGGCCAAGGAUCGCAAGUAUCUCACCCAGACGUUGUUGCAAUCCGGACCCAGUAUGGAGACCAGGGUUCACAAGGCGGCGAAACGGCAGCCAGGAGCUUCGGGCCGUCUGCAUCGCACGGUGACGGGAGAAUGGGUGUGGUCGAGCGAAGAGGAGGACAAUGGUGGAUCCGUCUCCGGUUCGGGAUCUGGUGGUGGUAGAAAGCACCCCUCUUCGGACUCCGAUUCCGAGGAUAGACCAAUGAAUCGGUUGGAGAGAGCCGACUCCUCGGACAGCGACAGGGAAGAACCGUCGCCUGAAAUAACACAUAGUGUUUCCUCAGCCACAGUGACACCUGGAGCUCCAGCUGGCACAGCUGCCGCCCAAGAAGUUACAGCUGGCCUGGCUCAACUACAACUACCCAGCGAAUCCGCCGGCGAGGCGCCUCCCGUCAAUCUAGUCCUGCGUAUGCGCAACUUGCGACGCGAACUCCACGACAUUCGCUUCGAGUUCGUGGUGGGAAAGGACACAGCCGAGGGUAUAGCUACGGAACUAGUGGAUGCCGGUCUCGUUGAUGCCCUGGACACCCAGCCGAUGGCCCAGCAUCUGGACAAACUGAUAGCUGCCAGUGCCACAAUGAAAACAAUUACUUUCCAAUUGAGUUCCGGUGUGCAGCCAGGCGAAGUGCCCGACGAACGUUCGCUGGUGGGCUAUGCGCAGAUCUCCAUCACGGACUAGUGAUCAGCCAUGGAGCAUGGAUCACAGCCAACCCAACCCAUCACAAGAGCAUCCCAAACACCAAGCAUAAAAACCAAGCCAGUCUGAUGAUACGUAAGGCCAGAGGGUUCGGGAUUUGUAUUGCCCAACUGGAGAGCCAUUGCCGUUUGCUGCUUUUAGCACUAGACUAGAACUAACUGUAUAUGCUAGUGAUAGAUCUUAACGCGAGCCGAUCGUUUACUAUAUAGAUAAACUAUCUAUACACACAUAUUUAUGUUUAAUAGGAUUGGUCGAUUUUGGUUGGCAAAGGUUAGGUGUGGAAAAUUAAAUUUGUUUGAUUCUAAGCGGUUUUAUUUUUAAAAGACUUCAGUAUAAACUUUGUUUCUGAAGAACUUAAACAUUUUUAAAAUCUGUUUAAAGUUGGCUUUUCAAAUGUAUUUAUUCAUUCAACCAGAGAAAUCGACCUGCCGCUAUUGUUUUUAUAUAUGCCUUACCUAUUAUAUAAAUUCUAUGCGCAUUGUAAUUACUCCAUGUGCCCCACCACCUGUUCCUUAAGCGCCCCCUUUUUUUUCCUCGCCCCGCUAAUGUAGCUAAAGUAAUUAAAGAAUCGUGUACUUAUUCGUUUUCGUUUCGUUCGUAUUUAAGUAGCUGUAUAUACACCACACACAUAUAUAUCUAUAUAUAGUUUUUGUUUUAAAUUAGCCCACUGAAAUCAGUAGAUCCUGAUGUAGUCCUGCCUCUAUAUAUCAUUUACCAAUCGCUACUCCGCCAGGCGCCACUAAUUUAUUCUCUAGGAAUUUAAACAAAUAAUUUGUAAGGCCUAGCGCCUAAGUUUUGUUUUUGUUUUACUCUUAUUUUAUAUUUUACCUUAUAAUUCACCACUCUACUCUGAAUACCUACUGUAUGAGUUUUUUGAUAAGAUCGCAAAAAGAUGUAAACUUUAAGUAAGGCCAGAGAAGGAUAAUGAGAAAAAAUAGGAGAUUAGAAAUUAAAAUUCAAAAUUUUGUAACUACAAUGAAUUAAAAUCGUAAAUCAAUUACUUUUAAACAAUGAAUAAUAUUAAAAAUCAUAUAGUAAAAAAA